ACGGGGAUCAGCCCAGUUUGAUAUACUGCAUUGUUCCCCUCGGGCAAUUGGGUUCGGGUGCUUUCACGCCAUUAUUCAGUCGACCCUCCGCAACGUCCCGCGACCACCGAUACGCACCGGAAACUAGGAAAAUGCUCGACCUCUUCGACUCCCUCAAGGCGCUUCUGCACGAGGAAACCGUCCGCGUCGACAACAUCGUCUUCAGGCUCCAUUCACGGGCGACCGUAAUCCUUCUCUCGGCCUGCGCCAUCCUCGUCACCGCCAAGCAGUACAUCGGCGAACCGAUUUCCUGUAUCACGGAUGGAUCUAUCGACAAGGACUCCGUGAACGCCUACUGCUGGAUCUACAGCACGUUCACUGUUUCACGGCACUUGACCGGAAUCCCGGGAAUCAGCGUGGCCAGUCCUGGUGUAGGCCAAGCACUUGAGAACGACGAAAUUCACCGUCAUCGGUACUACCAAUGGGUAUGCUUCGUCCUCGUGCUCCAGGCCCUGAUGUUCUACACACCCCGAGCCCUCUGGGGUGUCUGGGAACGUGGAACCGUGAGACUCCUCUCCGUAAAUCUCGAUAACCCGUUCUACCGCGACGAAUGGACUAAAGAGAGAAAGAACCAGCUGGUGGAAUAUUUCGCCAUCACGAAUCUGCAUACUCACAACUUCUACGCCUUCAGAUUCCUCACUUGUGAAAUCCUCAACUUCUGCAACGCGAUUGGCCAGAUGUAUCUGCUCGACGUGUUCCUGGAAGGGCAAUUCACUAAAUACGGACCAGCGGUAACGGCGUUCGCGAUUGAAUCGAGACCGUUCCAAAGGGUGGACCCCAUGACGAGGCUUUUCCCGAAAAUGACCAAGUGCACCAUCCACACCUUUGGCGCUUCGGGUUCGCCGCAGACCCGCGACGCUCUUUGCGUUUUGCCUCUGAACGUAGUCAACGAGAAGAUAUUUGUCUUCAUUUGGUUCUGGCUCGUGUUUUUGGCCGCAGUUAGCGGCCUCGCCGUUGUUUACAGAAUGAUAGUCUUCUCUCAGCCAUGGGCUCGCGUUUAUCUGCUGCGAGCAACGGCUCAGCUUAUUCCACGACCUCAGGCUGAAACGAUUGUGCGGGCUUUUGAUAUCGGCGAUUGGUUCCUGUUACACCAACUCAGUCACAAUGUAAACCCGAUCGUUUUCUGGGAGCUUGUAAACGAACUGGCAUCGAAAUUCUCCGGAAAGCUCGCCGAGGAGAAAGUGGGAGGCCUUGAAUUUAUCUGAAUGUAAUAUAUCAAUAAACCGUGGU
This is a messenger RNA of Diprion similis, 1269 nucleotides long. RefSeq names its product innexin inx2-like. The record is from RefSeq and is a predicted model, not a curated record. NCBI's taxonomy places the organism in Eukaryota, Metazoa, Arthropoda, Insecta, Hymenoptera, Diprionidae. Gene Ontology annotation, biological process: phototransduction. Gene Ontology annotation, molecular function: gap junction channel activity. The transcript is spliced from 5 exons. Gene Ontology annotation, cellular component: plasma membrane; gap junction. Bases 132 to 1244 code for a protein of 370 amino acids.